Molecule: messenger RNA, 2142 nt
Organism: Knipowitschia caucasica
Lineage: Eukaryota; Metazoa; Chordata; Actinopteri; Gobiiformes; Gobiidae
Source: the annotation of a GenBank genome assembly
AUGUCACAGCAGGAGGGAGACCGGGCGCAGAUCCCGGAGCCCCCGGAGAUAACUGCGGAGGACGGCGCUGCAGGGAACAUGACCAGUGAGUCGUGUUUGGACCUAGACCACAGCAGCGUCCACGAAGUGGUCCGGUUCGGGCCCUCGGCGCUCCCCGAGAGACAGUACGACCCGGACACCACAGAGCCGGUGAUCUCGGGCCUGACGUCUUUGGAGGAACUUCUGUCCUGGAAGAGGAGCGAGGCCCACCCCUUCAACGUGUCCACUGUCCCCCGGUUGCCCAGAGACCCGCCCCUGUCCCAGACCCCCCACAGGACCCUGGUGUCACAUGACAUGAUGGGCGGGUACCUGGACGACAGAUUUCUACAGGGCACAGAUUCAGCUCAGCCGUACUCCUUUUACCACUGGCCUCUCAUCGACAUCUUCAACUACUUCAGCCACAGCAUGGUGACCAUCCCUCCAGCCGGCUGGACCGAGGCCGCGCACCGCCACGGGGUCCUGGUCCUGGGGACCUUCAUCACAGAGUGGACCGAUGGGGGAGCAGCCUGUGAGAGUUUCCUGCAGGAGGAGGAGUCGUACCGAGCGGUGGCAGAUAAACUGGUGCAGAUCUGUGUCUGUUACGGCUUCGACGGAUGGUUGGUCAACAUCGAGAACGAGCUCAGUGCCUCUGCGGUGAAGAACAUGCCCCUGUUCCUUCAGUACCUCACGGAGCAGAUCCAUGAGAGGGCAUCGGGGGGGCUGGUCCUCUGGUACGACAGCGUGGUGCAUUCUGGGAAACUCAUGUGGCAGAACGAGCUCAACCAGAACAACAGACUGUUCUUUGAUGCAUGCGACGGCUUCUUCACCAACUACAACUGGACGGAGCGGAGUCUGGAGUGGAUGAGCGGCUACAGCGCGGUGCAGGCCCGACAGUCAGACGUCUACAUCGGGGUGGACGUGUUCGCCCGAGGAGAGGUGGUGGGCGGCAUGUACGACACACACAAGGCUUUGGAGAUGAUCCGGAAGCACCACUUCUCGGUGGCCAUCUUUGCCCCUGGCUGGGUGUACGAGACUCAGGAGAAGGCAGAGUUCCGACACAAUCAGGACAAGUUCUGGGCUCUGCUCUCGGACCACCUGCCCCCCCACAGACACACCUGCUCACUGCCCUUCACCUCUACCUUCUGCCAGGGCUUUGGGAAGAGCCUCUACUGGAGAGGAGAGAUGGAGCGGGACAGGCCCUGGUUCCACCUCAGUGCCCAGCAGACGCAGCCCGCCUUCUGCAGCUCCAAAGUGGGCCGGGCCUGGCUCAAGACCCGGGCGUGUCCGGACCAGGUGUGGAGCGGGGGGUCGUCCCUGCUCCUGGAGGGCCUCAUCCCCUCAGAGCAGACGGAAGCAGCACAUGCACGAGUCCUGUCUCUCCACAUGGCCCUGGCCUCCUCCACACUGGUCUGCCUGGUCUACAAGGCCUCACCUGGUGUCUCUGUGUCUCUGGAGCAGAUCGUCCAUGAUCCAAACCAGGACACAUUCAGGACCCUGUCUCCUUUGGCCCUGGGACCAGAACAUCCUCUGGUGUCUCACUUCUUAAAGCUGAGUGGACUUCACCAUCAGAAGGACUGGGCCGUCAUGUGCUCUCUGCUGGAGGUUGAGGGUUGUUUUCUCAGAGAGCUCUGUGUGAAUAUCUGCAGAGAAGGAGAAGCUCAGGACACUGCCUUCUCCUGUAGACUGGGACAGAUCACGCUCCUGGACUCCUGGAGUUUGAUGGGGCCCCCAGAGCAGGUGGUGGGGCCCUCAGAGCGGGUCCGGGGCCUCUGCAUCUAUGACGUGGUGUGGUUGCCAGGUUCCUCUGCGGUCUCCCAUCCUCCUGAGCCUCCCGUGCUCCUGCUGAACGCCACUCUGCGCUGGAACUUCCCGUCAGACCUGGCCUCUCACUACAGGGUGCACUGGCGCAGGCUCAGGGGCCCGGACCCCAGGAUCCCCAUGGGGCCCCUGGUCCUGGUGCAGAGGGCUUAUGGAGAGCUGUUCAGAGUCACUGAGCUGCAGGUGGCGCCUCCUCCUGCUCUGAUGGAGCUGCUGGUGGAACCGGUCCUGAGGAGCGGCUGCCAGAUCCCUGAGGGCCACUGGGGCCGCGCCCGCCUCAGCUACUCCAGGGACCAGGAGGAGUGA